Messenger RNA from Lotus japonicus, 2661 nucleotides. Its product is annotated as L10-interacting MYB domain-containing protein-like. The transcript has 6 exons. The record is from RefSeq and is a predicted model, not a curated record. NCBI's taxonomy places the organism in Eukaryota, Viridiplantae, Streptophyta, Magnoliopsida, Fabales, Fabaceae. Bases 121 to 2529 code for a protein of 802 amino acids.
AUAAAAAUGAAAAUAAAAGGAACACUGAUUUUAUAAACUUUACCACUUACCUACCUGCUUCGGCUGAUUUCAUUUUACCCCGACAAAGACUGUCACCGCCGGGAACAAAACCCGGCGACCAUGACAGGGAUGCACCCAAAAGUAUAUCAGACUCGUAGCUCUACUGGCAACGAGAGAGUAAAAUACAUUGUUUGGACUAGUGAAAUGGACGAUUGCCUCACUGAGGUGCUUGCUGAGCAAGUGAAAAAGGGGAACAAAUUGGAUAAUAUGUUGAAGCCUGCAGCAUUAGAAGCUGCAGUGGAAGCAUUGAAUGAAAAUUUUGGCAUGUAUUUGUCAAAAGGACAUAUAAAGAAUCGGCUAAAAACAUGGAGGAAGCAGUUUGUGGUUUUGAAGGAGCUCCUUGCUCAUAGGGGAUUUGCGUGGAAUAAGACACAGAAGAUGGUUGUUGCAGAUGAUUCUGUUUGGAAUGAUUACAUCAAGGCGCACCCGGAUGCCAGGGCUUUCCGAGCAAAAUCCAUCGAAAACUAUGAUAAAUUAUGUAUUGUCCUUGGAAAUGAUGACACAGCGGCAAGCUUAUCUGAUAGUGUUACAGAAAUUGAUGUGAACUUCUCAGUUGACAAAGUUGAUCCAGAUCUUGUUAUUUUGUCAGAAAUACAAACUGAUGGAAACCUGCCCAAAAACCUCAGGUGGACAGAGGAGAUGGACCGUUGGCUCGGAAAGAUUCUUGUAGAACAAGUGAGGAAAGGCCUUAAAAUAGAUAAGGUUUUUCAGACUGAAGCGUAUGACUCAGCUGUUUCAGCCAUGAAUGCGAAAUUUGGGCUUCAUCUAACGAAAGGCAACAUUAAAAAUCGUCUUAAAACUUGGAAGAGACAGUAUGAGCUAUUGAAGGAAAUUCUGUCUCAUGAUGGAUUUAAAUGGGAUGAAGCAAAGAAAAUGAUCGCUGCAGAUGAUCCUACAUGGAAUGAGUACAUCCGGACACAUCCAGAUGCAAGGUCCUUUCGUGCUAGAGUUUUUGAGAACUAUGAACAGUUCUGCACUAUCUUUGGCCAUUUUACUGAGCAUUUGCAUUUUGAUGAGUCUGUGCAUUGUGAUGAGUCUGCUCCUUGUGAUGAGCCAAUGGAGGUUGCAAGUGUCUGUCCGGUUAGCUAUUAUAGUAAUGCUAAAGAUCCAGGGAAGCAAAUUAGGUGGACAAGUGACAUGGACAGCUGUCUAAGUGAAAUCCUUGUGGAGCAAAUUAAACUCGGCAACAGAAUUGACAACAAAUUAAAACCUUCUGCACUGGAAGCAGCUGUGUUGGCUAUUAAUGAAAAGUUUCAGCUUUAUUUGGUGAAAGAACAUGUUAAAAAUCGUCUGAAAACGUUGAAGAAACAGUAUGAUGUUCUGAAAGAACUUUUGGGCAAGAGUGGCUUUGAAUGGGAUGAGAAGCGAAAAAUGGUCAUUGCAGAUGACUCUGUAUGGAAUGAAUAUAUCAAGAUAAAUCCUGAUGCUCGGCUUCUUAAGGGACGAAUUAUCAGAAACUUGAAUGAAUUGUACAUAAUUAUCGGCCACGGUGAUCCACUGGAUAGUUCCAUGGAUGGUGCUCGUGCUAUCAUGUGUAUGACAGCAGAUGGUGUUGGGGAAGCUCAAGAGACAAAUAACCGUGGAACUUACAAUAGAACACCAAAAGGAAAGGAUGUGACAUGGACAGAUGAGAUGGAUCGUUGCUUGACAGAGCUGCUAGUCAAGCAAGUAAUGUUGGGAAACAAGCUCGAGAAAAAUUUCAAGACCUCUGCUUAUGUAGCUGUUCUAAUAGUUCUAAAUGAGAGAUUUGGCCUGAAUUUAACGAUAGAAAACGUUGUAAGCCGGUUGAAAACAUGGAAGAGACAGUAUGGACUUCUGAAGGAAAUGCUCUAUCAAGGGGGAUUUAAAUGGGAUGAGGAACGUAAGAUUGUUGUUGCAACUGACUCAAAAUGGAAUGAAUACAUUAAGAAACAUCCAGCUGCUAGGCAUUUGAAAGACAAACGUAUCGAGAACUACAAUGAAUUAGGCAUGAUUGUUGGCAAUGAUCUAGGUGGUGGAUAUUGGUUUGAAGAAGACUGUGAGAGGCUUGAUGUAAAUCUUCCUCCUAACUCAGAAGAGCAUGCAGAAACUCCAGCACUGUUGUUAGCCGAUGAAGAGAUGAGCCUUGACAAUGCAAGUGAUGAAGUGCAGGGUUCAUCUGAGUCUGAGCAGACAGUGGGGGCUAGGCCUUCAUCGUCAUCACUUUCAAAGCAGCCAUCCAAAAGAAGACGAACCGGUGAUGUGAUGCUGCAAAUGAUGAGUGUAAUGGCUGAGGAUAUCAGUCGGAUAGCUGAUGCAUUGACUGAGAGUAACAAGACGUCAUGCCUGGAAGAAGUGGUCAAAAAGGUGCAGAAUAUUCCUGACUUUGAUGAUGAUCUCAUCAUUGAAGCUUGUGAAUAUUUAUGUUUUGAUGAGAAAAGGGCAUUGAUGUUUCUGAAAUUAGAUGAGAGAUUAAGGAAAAAAUGGCUGUUGAGACGACUUCGUGGUUAAGGUAGAUCGUUGAAUUCUUUCAUUAGCAUGUUUUUAGUUGUGUACCCCAAGUUUAGGACAUGAGAGAAAUAUUAUGGAAUGACAAGCUCUUCAGCUGUUUCUGGUGUUCUCCUAUUCAUGUCUUUUCUCCUA